This is a messenger RNA of Poecile atricapillus (Black-capped chickadee), 6729 nucleotides long. RefSeq names its product centrosomal protein 128 (gene CEP128). Lineage: Eukaryota; Metazoa; Chordata; Aves; Passeriformes; Paridae. The record is from RefSeq and is a predicted model, not a curated record. The transcript has 25 exons. Bases 174 to 3467 code for a protein of 1097 amino acids.
CCCGCCCCGCGGCCCCGGCGGCUGGCGGCAGGGCGGCUAGUUCAAGUUGCCAUAGCGGCGAGGUGAGGCCGGCAGAAGGUGCCCGGGGACGGGACGGUCUCGCCUCGGAGCGCUGUGCGGUUGCUAAUAAGAACAAAGAGGAAUGUUUAACCAUAAAUAGCUUCAAGAUACUCAUGGCAGAUUCAUCCAGUGAUUCAGACAACUUUCUUACGGGUCGAGUGGGAAGGCGGCCUUUGAGAGCAUCCCACAAUACAGCUCAGAACUAUGGUGCUGAAGAAGUUACAGAGAAGAUCCAUACUUUAGCAAGCACUUUGCAGGAUACCAACAGAAAUCUAAGACACGUUGACCAUUUGCUAGGACAAUACAGAGAAUACAACAAGGAACAAACCAAAGCAAUAACAACUUUAAAAGAAACACUGGAGCAAUCUAUUGGUCAAUUAAGGAGCCAGCGGCUAACACGAAACUCUGGAAUGAGAAGUGCAUCUCUCUCAAGUUUAUAUCCCAGUGACCUGGAUGUAGAAGGAACAUCAGGCAACCGCCACUUCCUGCCCACUUCUCCUCUCAGGGAUUAUGGAGAUUCACAGGGCAAUAAACAUCGAAGGUCUAGAUCUGCAAGUGUUCGAUUUGUCAAUGAGGCAGAUAAUGUGGACCAGCUGCAUUCUUUCCACCAGUCUCUUCGAGAUCUCAGCAGUGAGCAAGUUCGCCUGGGAGAUGACAUCAGUCGUGAGCUUUCAAGAAGAAAUCGGACUGAUGCCGAAUUAAGAAAGACUUUAGAAGAAUUGUCUGAAAAGCUCACUGAGUCCCAAAGACAAGAAACGGUAUCAGAACGAGUAGAGAGAAGACUUCAGGAGAUAGAAGAAGAAAUGCGUGCGGAAAGACAGCUUGUAGAAAGGCGCCAGGACCAGCUGGGACACGUGUCUCUUCAAUUACAGGAGGUUUUAAGGAAGCAAGAUGCUAAAGCAGAUGAAACAGAAGAAUUCAUGAGAAACAAACUUGUGAAAUAUGAAAGUGAAAAGCAUCAGCUUGAGCAGGAAUUAGAGCAGUCCCGGAAAAAACUGAGUGAAUCUGAAGGCAGUAGAGAAGCUCUUUUGCAUCAGAUUGAGGAUCUUCGAUCCCAGCUUUUGAGAGCAGAAGAAGACCGUGCAGAAUUGCAACAUCAAAUUUCAUAUGCUGCUAUGCAUCACCACAGCUACCAGGAUGUACAAGAGGAUGACAGGAGAAUUAGAGCAGUAACUGAAAGAUAUGAGAGAGAGAAGCAAGAUCUAGAGAAACAUAUUUUGGAACUUAAAGCAAAGCUGAGUCAUAAUGCUGUAAUGUCAGAGGUAGAAGAACUGAAGAGAUGUAUAGAACGUAAGGACAAGGAGAAAGCACAGCUUGUAAUGCACAUACAGGGGUUAACAUCUGACCUGGAAAACAGGGAGAAGCAGCAGGAAAAAAUGCUGGACCAGCUGAAGGAGAUACAGAAUUGCUACAAGGCUUGUGAGAACGGACGUAGACAAACUGAACUCCAGUCUGCUGAGUUAGCUCAACAGGUUGAAGAGAGUACCAAGGAAGCAGAACGGUAUCUCACUGAAUUCAAGCAUUCAGAGGCACUCAGGCUGGAGAUUGAGAAAAAAAGAGAAGAUUUGAAAGUGAGAGCCCAGGAAACCAUCCGCCAAUGGAAACUGAAGUGUAAGAAACUUGAUCGUGAGAUAGAAAAACAAAAUCAAACUAUCAGUGAGCUGAUGGACAAGAAUAGUCAGGCCCUCAAAGACAAAGAUGAUCUCAAAAGUCAGCUUCUUUCAGCUAUAAACCAAAUAGAAAACUUGCGGAAAGAGCUGGAUGAUGUGCUUACAAAGAGAGCCCAGCAGGAAGAACUCCUCCACUGUAAAGAGGUAAAACUGAAUGAAAUGCAGUCACAUCAGGUAUCUCUUGAAGAAGAGAUCAAAGAAGUUCAAGGUACUGUAAAAAAAUUGGAGAAUGAGUUGAAAAAACAAGUCUUUCUACAAAAUCAAAUGCAAGCUGAGAAGGAACACUUGAAGACAGAGCUUGCAACUAUUAAUUUAUUUCAUAAAAAAGACCAAGAACAACUCCUGGAAAUGCAAGCAGAUGUAAAAAAUUUAAGCGCUGUUCGCGUGGAACUAACAAACAGAAUAGCAGAAGAGGAGAAAGCCAAAAAGGAAUUACUUAAGAGCCUCUCAGACCUCCAGAAACAGCAGGGAUCUAAUCAUGAAGAGAUGAUUUCAGCUAACAGGCAGCUGAAGAUGGAAAGAGAAACUCACCAACAGGAGUUGGCAGAUCUUAGAUCAGAGCUACAAAAUGUGAAAAUCAAACAUGAACAAAAUGUUCAAGAACUCAGAAAACUCCUUAAACAAGAAAAAGAUGAUGCAGAGGCUCAGAUAAGAAUGCUAAAGAUGGAACUUUUAGAAGAGAAAAACAUAAUCAAGAAUCAGUGUCGACAACUGGAAAAAAUAAAGGUUGAGUAUGAUAAAUUGACAAAAGAAUUAACCCAAAAUGAGGAAGAAAAUAUAAAACUGAAACGGAAAUGUGAGUUUCUAAAACAAGAACUGGAGAAAAAGGAAAAGCAGAUCAGCAAUGAAGAUCAUUUGAGAAAGAUGAGUGAGGCCAGACUGCAGUUUAAAGAUCAGCUGCGUCACUUAGAAAUGGAACAGAAAUCCAUUCUCUCCAUGAUAGGAAGUGAAAUUGAUGCUGCGUGUGAGAUCUUUUCUCGGGAGUCCAUGGAAAAAUUCAAAGCAAUAUCCCUUACACCAACAGUACUGAAUGAUCCUCAUCGCUGGUUAGCAGAAGCAAAGACUAAGCUUCAGUGGCUGUGUGAAGAGGUAAAGGAAAGAGAAAGUAAGGAAAAAAAGCUGCGGUGCUACUUGCUGCAAAGCCGAGAACAGCUCAAGCACUUUACACAGAUAAAGGAGACUGAACAUCAGUCUCUCUUUAAACAGAUAAAAACCCAAGAAAAACUUUUAGAAGAAGUUCACAGAGAAAAAAGAGAGCUACUAGAGAAGACACACAGAAGAGAGGAAGAAAUGGGAGCUCUCCAGGAACGUAUUAUGGCCUUAGAAAUGAGUACCCGAGUAGCUUUAAACCACCUGGAGUCUGUGCCUGAGAAACUGAGCCUGUUAGAAGAUCGCAAAGAUACUGGAGAGUCCCAUUUCCGAAUGGAGAUGAUUGAGGAGAGGUAUAUGAAGUAUAAAGACAUAGUGAGUUCUUUGCAGCAGCAGCUGAAAGAUUCAAAGCAAAGAGUCAGGCAAGUCAAGGAUGUGAAAAGGGAUGCUGAAAUUUCUGAUAUAGAAGUGGCUGCUCACUCUUCCAGUUGGCGAACUCAAAACAGCUUUUUGUGCAGCUCACUGCUUUCAAGUUCAGGUUCACUUAUGAAAGGGAUGGUUCCUUUGGAUGCAAGUGCCACCAAGGAAGAUUCUCCUAAUGUUGCUGUUAGUGAAAUGAAGCUGCAAGCAGAAGGAGGAAAGCAGUAGAAUAUUUUACAAAACCACCCCAGUUUUCUCUGUGGUAAAUUCCAUUCUACUUUUUUUUUGUUUUUUGAACAGUGGUAAUUCCAUCUGCUGUAGGAGUGAUGCACCCUUAAUGAUUCAACAAUUGCCAAACACCUAAAUGAAAGAGCACCAAGAGUGGUUCUGAUGAACUCCUGUGAUAAUUUAGGUGACUUGUACAUCAAAGGCUUUCUGGGAUUUUGCUAUUCCUUUGUGCUUGUUUCUGCAGUCCUCCUAGACCAAAUUGAUUGUAUUCCUGAAAUACUGUGAAGUGAAAUACCUGUGAUCUCUUUGCUAUGAGUUUAUUUACCCCUAUACAGGAAUUGUUCUGACACUUGUUUUUUUAUUAUGUUUAAUAACAUUAUUAAUAAUGAAAGAAUAUUCAGAAAUUGCCUAUUUUUAUGAGAGAGUCAUUAUACAGUGUUGUGCAGACACAUUUGUGAUUUUAGGUCCCUCAGUUUGAAAAAAUCAUUUAAGGAAGAAGGAAAAAAAAAUUCUUAAAGCGAAUGAAAAUUUGCAUCUUGGUUUCAGGUUCAGCGUACAUUAUCAGUUGUCUAGAGUUAUUCUUUUGGCCAGAACAGUUUUAUCAGAUAGCCUUGGUUAGGCACUUUAAAGAAUCUGAAUCUCACCCAUCUGUAUCAAGAAUGUUGAAAGGCACUUCUAUGUGGCUGUGAAAAUUUUAAAAGCAGUGUUUAAUGUUCAUUUAUUUAUUCUAUUUUGUUCUGCGUUAGAAAAGAUGUGUUGUAUUGAUUGUAAAAUACUGUGGAAAUACAGUAUUGCACCCUUGUAUUUGUUCAGAUAUCACUAUUCUAUACAAGUUGGACAUAAUUUUGCAUUACAGAGGUCUCAAAGAGCAAAACACAGAUGAAUUUUCUUCUGUUUAAGGAAAUGCAAGAGUUUCUGAUGGUUCUUGUUUUAUUCUCCUCUCAGCUACUUCUGGCUGGAUCACUGAUAUAGGGCCUUAAAAGAUUUGCCAAAGCUAUCAAGAGUACUGUAGCAACAUUAACACCAUUCAAAGAAUUUUGUUUUUCAGUCUUUUGUCAUAUUCAGGAAGCCUGUUUCUUCUCUGAAACUCUGUCAUUUUUUAGCACUGUAGGUGUCUCAGGUAUAAUUCACAGGCCAUGAUGUGCCAUCUCAAAAGAGGACUUUAUUUUUUUUUUAAUACUCUGAUGAAGCAUUCUGUAGUCUCAGUAGGUGCUCUGGACAGUGCACUUCCUUGACAAUCACCUUGUGUUCAACCUGUUUCAAAUAGAACAACAUGCUGAGAACAUCAAAAUCAGACACAGAAAUGAGAAAAAUACUGACUUUAUUCUACGUUCAUUUUCCAUGAACUUAAAUUGCUUAAAAUUAAAAAAAAAUGUGAUUUGGUUAAAAAGUUUUCUUUACCUUUUGUUGUGUAUUAUGAUGUGCAUGGUAGUGCUGGCAUUGGCUUUUUGCAGACUUCUGGCCCAUCUGCUCAUUCAGAGGGUCAAGAAAACAAAACAUGCACAUCCAUCUGUUCUGAUCUCAAAGGCCAUGACAGGGACAGGAAAAACAUCAACAAAUAAACUUCUACUCUCUACAAAGAGUGUGGAUGUCAUGAAAUGGAGUUUAGCUAAGCUGUAGCUACUAUAAACUAAACUUAAGUGGAUCCAACAUUUAUAAUUUUAUUUUUUUUUAUUAGAUCAGAGCAGAGGUAGAAAUAUGGAAUUGAAAAUAGUUUAAAUGGUUUGGUCUGCUGAAACUUAAAAAAUUGAAAAUUGAAAUGUCACCAGCUUGCAGACUUUAUGGUACCUACAAAUUCCGGCCAAAACAUAGAAAGGUCACUUUGAAAUAUAUUAUGAAGCAGUAAAUCAUGCUCUCAAAACACCUCAGGUGGUAACAAGGUCUGGUGCAUGAAUUGCUGAUGGAUACCCUAACUGUUUUACCAAAGUUUAAAUGGUUUUUUUUGACAUGAAAAUGCCUGUCGGUAAAUAAAUAAAUGGGGCUUUAAGUGUCUUGGCUGAGAAGUAAUACCAGAAAUAAAAUUUCCUUUUUUUCCUAAGGAAUUUGUAAAAAUCUUACCAUUUUAGGUAUUUAUACAUUUUUUCCUGACUUGUAACUUAGAAAUCUGAGGUAUGUAGUCUUUAAACAGGAUCACUACUGCUUUAUAUUGCUAGAAAACUAAGGAUAAACAGUCUGAUCUUGCUCACUAUUACACUGAGUAUUGAAUGGAAUUAUCUACUGUACAGCACAGAAAUUACUACUGCAUGAAUAAUUUUGGCUUUAAAACUUAAAGUAUGUUUAAUGCUUAGUGCUCAUGCCUUUGCCCAUGUAAAUGGGUUUUCAUCAGUUCUAUAUCCUUUCAUAAAAUUUAUAAAAUUUUAUAAAUUUAUUUAUAAUUUAUAAAGUUUUCUAAAAGAAAAACACACAUCUCUUGUGUGGAAGAACACAAGAGAUGUCAAAUCACACACCAAAAAAAAUUAAAAAAAAAUAAAUUACUGAGUAGACUUAUGGACUCCAAAACCAGGAAAUUCUUUCUUUAAUUUACCCUCUUGGCAUGGCAGUCUAGAUAGCAUGUAAUAUUUGUCUGUCUUCCACCUUUGAUAGAGGUUCAUAUUACAAAGUGAAUUUUGUUUCCUCUUUACUGAGGGCUAAAGUUCCAUUCAUGACAUUAUGUGAAACUGUCCCUUUGUGGUUUAAGAAAUAAUAUUUUUUCCAUAUUGGUCUGAAAUAAUACUCUUCUGCACAGUUUCAGUUUUUAAAGUAGAAAAGCAGAUACUUUUUAAAUAAAAACAUUUUGUAUAUUUCACAUCUUAAAAAUUGCUCUUACUUUUGGUAGCCAAAUUUUUUAUACUUUAACCCUUUAAUAACCUCUUAUUCAAUUUUUGCCCAAAGCAGUGGUUUUCAAUAAUCAAAAAUGUGGUAUCGCACACACAAAAAAUGAUGGUUUAAACCUUUGUUCUGUUUAGCGUUUGGUAAAUCAGGCAAUUUUUUAUGUAUGUACUAAGUACAUACAGUCUUUAUAAGCUAGUAUCGGGCAUUCGUUUUUUAAAUGCUGUCCUGAAAUACAGUGCUUAAAUAUUGUGCUUUCAAAAAUGCAUUGACCCUUGAUUUUAGCAUCAAAUAAUUGUCAUAUGAACAAGCUAGAAAUUUUAUGCCCUUCAGUUCUUAAUUUUUUACAGCAGACUUGAGAGUACUUAAUUACUUUUGAGAUUAUAUUUACUAAAUAGACAAAAUAAUUUAUUUUUAUUGUGUAAUUAUGUCAUCCUAAGAAGAAAUGUCAAAA